Messenger RNA from Echinops telfairi (small Madagascar hedgehog), 5174 nucleotides. It is a transcript of the gene ZNF281, whose product is annotated as zinc finger protein 281. The transcript is spliced from 5 exons. Gene Ontology annotation, biological process: regulation of transcription by RNA polymerase II. Gene Ontology annotation, molecular function: DNA-binding transcription factor activity, RNA polymerase II-specific; RNA polymerase II cis-regulatory region sequence-specific DNA binding. Gene Ontology annotation, cellular component: nucleus. NCBI's taxonomy places the organism in Eukaryota, Metazoa, Chordata, Mammalia, Afrosoricida, Tenrecidae. The coding region runs from base 1 to 2979 and encodes 992 amino acids. The record is from RefSeq and is a predicted model, not a curated record.
AUGGACGCGGAGGAGCAGCCCCGGAAGGCCGAGGCUGUGAAGGCCGCCUCCGAGGACGAUGGCUUCCGCCUUGUCUUCACGUCCACCCCAGGCUGCCCGGGCCGGAAGUGCCGCCCGGGCCGGAAGUGCCGGCCAGCCCUGCCGGAAGCAGCCGCCCUCCAGCGCCGGCCUCGAGGACUGCGGCCCCAGAGCUGCAUCCUGUCUCUGAGCCAGCCACAUUAUGGAAAAUCGAUUGUUGUGGACCCCAACAAGGAGACCUAUGAGUACACCUCACACACGUGGGGACCUCCUGGCUACCCCCCAAGGCAGGCCGGGCGGAAGCUGCGGCGCAGGCGCGCUGGCUCCGCGGCGCUUCCCUCUGGCCGGGUCGAGGCGUUCCCAGCAGGCACCGCGCCGCGGCUGCGCAGUACCGGGGAGGCUUUUAAUUCCAUUGUGGAGAGGACGGCGUUAUUUUUAUUAACUGGAGGCGACGGCGGCUGCGGCGGCAGCGGGACCCCGGCCGCCCCUCCCCCGCAGUGCGUGUUAGCCUCCUCUACCUCCGCAACCCCGGCCGCCGAGCCCCCCCCUCCGCCAGCCCCGGACAUGACUUUCAAGAAGGAGCCGGCGGCGUCAGCCGCGGCCUUCCCCUCGCAGAGGACCUCCUGGGGAUUCUUGCAGUCCUUGGUUAGCAUCAAACAAGAGAAGCCAACAGAUCCCGAGGAGCCGCAUUCCCACCACCACCAUCACCACCACCACUUUGGAGGGCUGUUCGCUGGGGCCGACGAGCGAUCCCCGGGCCUAGGAGGCGGGGACGGGGGGAGCCACGGCGUCAUCCAGGACCUCAGCAUUCUCCACCAGCAUGCCCAGCAGCAACCAGCCCAGCACCACCGCGACGUGCUGCUCAGCAGCAGCAGGACUGAUGACCACCGUGGCAACGAGGAGCCAAAGCAGGACACUAAUGUCAAAAAGGCAAAGAGGCCAAAGCCAGAAUCUCAGGGAAUCAAAGCCAAGAGGAAGCCAAGUGCAUCUUCCAAACCUCCUUUGGUUGGAGAUGGAGAAGCUGCCAUCCUCUCCCCAAGUCAGAAACCUCAUAUCUGUGAUCACUGCAGUGCUGCUUUCCGAAGCUCCUAUCACCUGCGGAGACAUGUCCUCAUUCACACGGGAGAAAGGCCUUUUCAGUGCAGCCAGUGCAGCAUGGGCUUCAUUCAGAAAUACCUACUGCAGAGACACGAGAAAAUCCAUAGUCGAGAGAAGCCAUUUGGAUGUGACCAGUGCAGCAUGAAGUUUAUUCAGAAGUACCAUAUGGAGAGACACAAGAGGACACAUAGUGGAGAAAAGCCAUACAAAUGUGACACUUGCCAACAGUAUUUUUCCAGGACUGAUCGAUUGUUGAAGCACAGGCGCACGUGUGGUGAAGCCUUAGCUAAAGGAGCAGCUAGUGCAGAGCCUGGGUCAUCAAACCAUAGCAAUAUGGGUAAUCUGGCUGUGUUGUCUCAGGGAAGUACAAGUUCAUCAAGGAGGAAAACAAAGUCAAAAGGCGUAGCUAUUGAAAAUAAGGAACAUAAGACUGGUAAAGCAAAUGAAUCACAAAUUCCCAACAGUAUAAACAUGCAGAGUUACUCCGUAGAGAUGCCUACUGUGUCUUCCAGUGGAGGCAUACUUGGCGCUGGUCUCGAUGAAUUGCAGAAAAGGGUGCCAAAAGUGAUCUUCAAAAAAGGAAGCAGAAAGAAUACAGACAAAAACUACCUUAAUUUUGUGUCACCGUUACCAGACAUUGUUGGACAGAAAUCCUUGUCUGGAAAACCCAGUGGUUCCCUUGGCCUGGUAUCAAAUAACAGUGUGGAGACCAUUAGUCUUCUCCAAAGCGCAAGUGGCAAACAAAGUCAAAUAAGUAGUAAUUAUGAUGAUGCCAUGCAAUUUUCAAAGAAAAGAAGAUAUUUGCCAACUGCCAGCAGCAACAGUGCCUUUUCUAUAAAUGUAGGACACAUGGUCUCCCAGCAGUCAGUCAUUCAGUCUGCAGGUGUCAGUGUUUUGGACAACGAGGCGCCAUUGUCGCUUAUUGACUCUUCAGCUCUAAAUGCUGAAAUUAAGUCUUGUCACGACAAGUCUGGAAUUCCUGAUGAGGUUUUACAAAGUAUUUUGGAUCAAUACUCCAACAAAUCAGAAAGCCAGAAGGAGGAUCCUUUCAACAUAACGGAGCCGCGGGUGGAUUUACACACCUCAGGAGAACACUCAGAAUUGGUUCAAGAGGAAAAUUUGAGCCCAGGCACCCAGACACCUUCAAAUGAUAAAACAAGCAUGUUGCAAGAAUACUCCAAAUACCUCCAGCAGGCUUUUGAAAAAUCCAAUAAUGCAGGUUUUACUCUUGCACCCAGUUUCCAGUUUGUCAGUCUCUCGUCACCUCUCCAUAACCACACUUUAUUUCCAGAAAAACAAAUAUACACUACAUCUCCUUUGGAGUGUGGUUUCGGCCAAUCUGUUACCUCAGUGUUGCCAUCUUCAUUGCCAAAGCCUCCUUUUGGGAUGUUGUUUGGAUCUCAGCCAGGUCUUUAUUUAUCUGCUUUGGAUGCAACACAUCAGCAGUUGACACCUUCCCAGGAGCUAGAUGACCUGAUAGAUUCUCAGAAGAACCUAGAGACUUCAUCAGCCUUCCAGUCCUCAUCUCAGAAAUUGACUAGCCAGAAGGAACAACAGAAAAACUUGGAGUCCUCAACAAGCUUUCAGAUUCCGUCUCAGGAGUUAGCUAGCCAGUUAGAUCCUCAGAAAGACAUAGAGCCUAGAACAACGUACCAGAUCGAGAACUUUGCACAAGCAUUUGGUUCUCAGUUUAAGUCGGGCAGCAGGGUGCCAAUGACCUUUAUCACUAACUCUAAUGGAGAAGUGGACCAUAGAGUAAGGACUUCAGUAUCAGAUUUCUCAGGGUAUACAAAUAUGAUGUCUGAUGUAAGUGAGCCAUGUAGUACAAGAGUAAAGACACCCACCAGCCAGAGUUACAGGUAAGGUCCCCAAAGUGACCAGGCUGGGGGUCUUCUAAUGUAAUUUUGUUUUAUUUUGAGAACACUGCCAUUGGAAUGUUUCUACACGAUCCUAUUAAGAAUAAUGUAAUGCCCUUUCAAUGCAACUUUUCAUAUUUAGUUUAUUUUGUUAGCGUGAUUUUAGCUGUUUGUAUUAUGAUUUUUUAAUCAAAAUCAAUAGAUUAAAAAUAGUUUGACAUUCAAAGUGACAAUGUUUAGCAAUCAAAUUUACAUGUAUAGAUUGUCAGGGAUUAGCCCAAAAGUUUUAAAUGCAAAAAAAAGGAAAAAAAAAAAACCUUUAAAAAAACCUAGAAAAAAACAAAACGAAAAAUUUAAAAAAAACUUUGUUGCUAGGAUUAAGGUUAUUCUAAUUGCUUUACUCUCAGGAAAGUGUAAUAACGCAUGGGAAUUCUGUACGUUAUCACUGUAAUGGAAUAUCCAAUUUACAGAUAGUAUGAUAUACAUUUCAUCAUUUAAGGGAUCGAGAACAUUUCAAAUUGCUCCAUCUGGACUGAUAAGAUACACAUUUCAUCUUUUUUAAGUAAGGGAUCGAAAACAUUUCAAAUUGCUGUCUCCGUCUGGGCUGAUCCAGAAUUCUGAGGUGUUGGCUACCUAUAUUUUGUUGCAGCUUUUUAAUGCACUCUGAACUUCCAGACAACAUUCAUUCCAGCCUGGUAGAACACAUAUUCUUGGAUCUUUGAUCAGAGCCUGGAAUGAUAGCUUGACUAUACGAAGGAGGGGGGGGGGGGGCACUCACUCUCCCCUAAUCUGAGCUGUAGCAAGGCUGUAAUUCCAUUAAGAGAUUCUACUGAUUUAUAGGACAGUGUUGAAGCCCAAGUGGUUGUUGGUUGUUGGUUCCAGUAUUAGAACCCAAGUUGGCAUUACAUAAUUCAUUGCAAUUUGGGGAACCUAUUAUUUAUUAUACAUGGCCUAAAACAUUGUUACUCUGAUCUGUCCUAUCACUUACACUUCUCCUGUGUGGGGUUUUUGUUUUUAUUUUCUUAGAGUUCUAGGCCUUCCUUGUUCCCUCUUUUCUCUAUCUUGAUAGUUUAAACUUUACAGUGAUUCACAUGCUAAUGAUUCAUUAUGCAUUUUAUAUGCCACGAGAGGCACCCACAUACUGAGCAGUAGGGCAAACAACCCUCCUCCCCCUUUUUUUAAGAAAUCCCUUAAACAUUUUCAUGUAUAAUAAAACUCCUAUUCAAAGCUAUGAACAUUAAUAAGGUUGUAAUCCCGACUGGUGAAAUUGCUGGUAAGAGUGUGUCCAUGUUGAUGAUGACAUCAGAACCUCUCUGAAACUGCAGCCUUUAAUGUACAUUUUUAAAGGGUACAUUUUGUCAGUAUUGUACGUGGGUCUUGUAAAGUCAUCAAAACUUGCUAUGAACGCUAAUGGCCAUUUGAAGCUACUGAAAGGCGGUGGCUCUGCUCUAAACCACUUUUUAGCAAUUGUAUUUUUUUCCUGAUUAUAUUUUUUAAUGUACUUUGGUGUUUAUGCUGAUGAGUUUUUUUAUGUACUUUUGGUGAUGUUUCAGUCUUAUGUACUUUUCUGACGUCAGAAAAGUACCACUGGUUGUUUGCAGUCUUAUUGUGUAAUCAGCCUACCACAGGCGUCCAUGUAUAAUAAAGUAAUUAAUAUUGUGCAAGUGUAAAACACUUCUGUUAUGAAAGCAGUGUUUGGAAAGAUAAGAAAUUAUUUUAAAAAAUGGUUACAAAAUACUAGUUAAUUUCCUUUCCCCACUCUUUCACCCGUGAGUCUUCUUUAUCAGCCGAAGAGUCACCUGUUUGUCAAUGCAAGGUUUUUAGAAAAAUGUAUUUAAUCUUAAAUUCACUCAGUACUAAAAAGUUUGUAUUUCUUAUUUUGGUAAGUGCGGUAAGUUCUAUUGGGUACAGAAUCCCAGCUGUAAUCAAAGGAUAGAGAGGACUUUUACCACUGUAUCUCUUAAGCUGUAUGAUUUUUCUCCAGUUUUUUUGUUUUAUACAGGUUUUGAAUUUCUUUUAACUUUUAUUGUGUGUACUGAAUACUGCUUAUGUAUUAUUCUGAUUGUUUGCUCUAGUUUACUACCAAUAAAAGUCCUGUUAAUCACAAAAUUGAAGAAAGGAGAUAUCACUUAAUACCCAAUCACGUUUUUUCAUAUUUUCCUGUUGAGUUCAUUUCAUUAAAUGUUCACGUCCGUGGUGUAA